UCCAGCUGUUUCUUGCUAACAAUGCACUCAGACAGUAUAGAGGGAAUUUACGACACAUUAAAGCAGUGCGCCCUGAUUUCCAAAUCAGCGGGGGGCAUCGGACUCAAUGUUCACUGUAUCAGAUCUACAGGGAGCUACAUAGCUGGGACCAACGGGACCUCUAAUGGUUUACUUCCCAUGCUGAGGGUUUAUAACAACACAGCUAGAUAUGUAGAUCAAGGCGGAAACAAGAGACCGGGAGCCUUUGCGAUCUACCUGGAGCCCUGGCAUGCCGACAUCUUCAUGUUCCUGGACUGUAAGAAGAACACGGGUAAAGAGGAACAGAGAGCCAGGGACCUGUUCUACGCUCUGUGGAUCCCGGACCUCUUCAUGGAGCGGGUAGAGAAGAACGAGGACUGGACCCUAAUGGACCCCCACGAGUGUCCGGGGCUCCACGAUUGCUGGGGGGAAGAGUUUGAAAGUUUAUACCAGAAAUAUGAAAAAGAAGGGAAGGGAAGGAAAACCAUCAAAGCCCAGCAGCUGUGGUAUGCCAUCAUCGAGGCUCAGACGGAGACGGGGACCCCCUACAUGUUAUACAAGGACCACUGUAACCGGAAGUCCAAUCAACAGAACCUGGGGACCAUCAAAUGUAGCAAUCUGUGUACGGAGAUCGUGGAGUACAGCAGCCCCGACGAGGUUGCAGUGUGUAACUUGGCAUCCAUCGCCCUCAACAUGUAUGUGAAGCCAGACAAAACGUAUGACUUUGACAAGUUAAAGAGUGUUACCAAAGUGAUUGUCAGAAACCUGAACAAAAUUAUUGAUGUCAACUACUACCCUGUACCAGAGGCUAAGCGGUCUAACAUGAGACACCGUCCCAUUGGUAUCGGAGUACAGGGUCUAGCUGAUGCCUUUAUUCUGAUGCGGUUCCCAUUCGAGAGUGAGGAAGCACAGCUGCUCAACAAACACAUUUUUGAGACAAUUUACUAUGCAGCUUUGGAGGCUAGUUGUGAGUUAGCAGAACGUGAUGGUCCGUAUGAAACAUACCCAGGGAGUCCAGUCAGCAAAGGGAUUUUACAGCCAGACAUGUGGGGCGUCACACCUACAAAUCUUCAGGACUGGGAUUCACUGCGACAAAAAAUUAAAAAACACGGUGUUAGGAACAGUUUGUUGUUGGCCCCAAUGCCGACAGCUUCUACAGCCCAGAUUCUGGGGAACAAUGAAUCUAUAGAGGCCUACACCAGCAACAUUUACUCCAGGAGGGUUCUGUCAGGGGAAUUCCAGGUUGUGAACCAGCAUCUGAUGAAGGAUUUAACGGAGCGAGGUUUGUGGGACGAUGACAUGAAGAACAAAAUCAUUGCCUACUCUGGGUCUAUACAGAAUAUCGAGGUGAUUCCAGAGGAAAUCCGAAAAUUGUACAAGACAGUGUGGGAGAUUUCCCAGAAGACUGUGCUCAAGAUGGCAGCAGACAGGGGAGCCUUUAUAGAUCAGAGUCAGUCCCUCAAUAUCCACAUCGCGGAGCCAAACUACGGCAAACUGACUAGCAUGCACUUCUACGCCUGGAAAUUAGGAUUGAAGACAGGAAUGUACUACUUAAGAACGAGACCUGCAGCUUCUGCCAUACAGUUCACUGUAGACAAAACGAAGCUAAAACAGCCGACAGGAAAAUCAGCCGCAGAGGAUAAAGUAGAGGAAACAACGAAAAACAUGGAGGCCAUGGUGUGCUCUCUGAAGAACAAAGACGACUGUCUGAUGUGUGGCUCUUAGGAGUCCACUGUCUGUAAACAUUUAUAUAGGAUGUGAAGAACUGUACUGCCAAAAACCAUCUGUACUUAACUAUACUGCUAACAAUCUCUACUAUUGGCAUAUAUAUAGAAUAUGAAGUACUGCCAAACACAAUUUGUACUUACUAUACUGCCAAAAGCAUUCUGUACUAUUGACGUCUUAUAUAGAAUCAUGGAAAGAUACAUACUGCCAAGCACAAUUUGUAGUAUCAACACUCAUGAGCUAAUUUUUAUGAAGAAAUUAUGAAAUAUAUGAACAAUAUAUUUAGAGCUGUAAAUGAACAUGUAUGUACAUGUAAUGUUAAUUGAUUUUGUCAACUGUUUUUGACAUCUGAUAUUGCUAUUUAUUUAUUAAAACCACAUGAAUUGUAA
Messenger RNA from Saccostrea cuccullata (small rock oyster), 2132 nucleotides. Its product is annotated as ribonucleoside-diphosphate reductase large subunit-like. Gene Ontology annotation, biological process: deoxyribonucleotide biosynthetic process. The record is from RefSeq and is a predicted model, not a curated record. Gene Ontology annotation, cellular component: ribonucleoside-diphosphate reductase complex. Gene Ontology annotation, molecular function: ATP binding; ribonucleoside-diphosphate reductase activity, thioredoxin disulfide as acceptor. Lineage: Eukaryota; Metazoa; Mollusca; Bivalvia; Ostreida; Ostreidae. The transcript is spliced from 11 exons. Bases 22 to 1743 code for a protein of 573 amino acids.